AAUGGUGCUGAAAUCACCAUCCGACCACAACCCACCACCCCUCCACAACCUAAGGUGCCACAUGGACUGCUGUCAAAUCCGAACCGUUUUCGCUUGCAUCCUCACCAACGGUUUGAGCUCCUGCAUACCAUGAGGCAACCCUACCCCCAGCCACACCAGCAGCCCCACCAGCAACCCCACCAGCAACCCAACAGCAACCCCACCAGCAACCCUGUCACCAGCUAUACCAGUACCCUCAGCAUUCAGUCAACCAGCAAUUGUCCCAACAACCCCAGCAGGAGCCCGACCAGCAGCUAUACCAACUCCCUCACCAUUCAACCAGCGAACAACUCUCCCAACAACCCCACCGGCAACCCCAGCAGCAACCCCAGCAGCAUCCCCACCAGCAUCCCCACCAGCAUCCUCACCAGCAAACCCCACCAGCAACCCCACCAGCAACCACUCCACCUGCAGCCCUCCCACCAGCCCUCUCAGCAGUUCUUCCUGCAACCUCAGCUCCAGUCCAACCAGCAACAUCAGUUCCAUUCAGACCAGCAUAUUUUUCAACAACCCAGACUGCAGACAUGCAAUCAAGAACCGUAAUACAACCUCCUGCCAAUCCUGUCAUGCCAAGUGUACCAUUCUCAAUGCUACUGGCCCAUGUUUUCAUGUACCUGCUACCAUUGCUGGCCCGUCUUUCCCAUGCCUUCGCCCUAGCGAUGGCAUCCCCUGCUACCCUGUCAAAAGAGACCCCUGAUAUUGUUCAUGGUGACCCGAUAAACUUACUAUCCUCUAUUCGACGAAAACUCGAGCCGUUUGGAAUCUCUUGCUGACUCUUGCUGACGCUAUUUAACUUGAUCCUGUAG
This is a messenger RNA of Closterium sp. NIES-67, 845 nucleotides long. Lineage: Eukaryota; Viridiplantae; Streptophyta; Zygnematophyceae; Desmidiales; Closteriaceae. The record is from the annotation of a GenBank genome assembly.